Messenger RNA from Malania oleifera, 1964 nucleotides. Its product is annotated as putative methylesterase 12, chloroplastic. Gene Ontology annotation, molecular function: methyl salicylate esterase activity; methyl jasmonate esterase activity; methyl indole-3-acetate esterase activity. Gene Ontology annotation, biological process: jasmonic acid metabolic process; salicylic acid metabolic process. The transcript is spliced from 5 exons. NCBI's taxonomy places the organism in Eukaryota, Viridiplantae, Streptophyta, Magnoliopsida, Santalales, Ximeniaceae. Bases 175 to 1506 code for a protein of 443 amino acids. The record is from RefSeq and is a predicted model, not a curated record.
AAAAACCAAAAGAACAAAACCGCUAGUUCUCGCACAGGCAGCCGUAGUUCUGUUAGGGCGAGAAAUUUUCCUUCGAAACAAACAGGGUAAAAGAACAGAAGAGUAAGAGUAAGAGGCGGAGAAGCCGAGACGGGACUCGAGAGUCUUCUCGUCAGUCCUCACGCCUGCUGUUGAAUGAAUGGUAGCAUUAAAUACAUCAAUUUUCAGUUGAGUUCGAGUUGUUCCAUUUUGUUUUCUUCAUUUAAAGCCACUCUCUGGCUCCUAUUCUCUCUAUCUCUCUCUCUCUCUCUCUCUCUCUCUCUCUCUCUCUCCAGAAUCCCCAGAAAAAGAAAUGAAGAAGAUAUUCCCUUCACAAGAGUAAAAUGCCGGAAAAUUCUGGUUCUGCCAGCUCUCAGGCCUCAUUUUCCUGGAAAAUUUGUUAGUUCAGGGCAUUUUCUGGGGAAAAGGGGAAGUGAGUCUUUCUCAAAGAUGGGAAAUGGAUUUAUGUGCAUGACAAAGAAGGAAGUCAAAGAGAAUGAAUCGAGGAGCAAGCGAAUGGGGCGGUCGCAGCGUAGAUUGCUGGCGGAUGACGAGUACCUGCACCGGCAGGCUUUGUCCAUGGCACUUCACCAGCACCAGUUGUCUCAGAGGUUCGAGGGAUCGAUGUCCCGGCGAAUUGGGUCGACGAGUUCUCGACGCCAUGCCCAGUCCGAACGUUUCUCCAGCGGGAAACAGAUACCCGAUUUUCUAGAGAAUAUCAAAUCCAAGAAAUUUGUUCUGAUACAUGGAGAAGGGUUUGGAGCAUGGUGUUGGUACAAAACUAUUGCUCUACUGGAGGAAGCAGGAUUGCUUCCUGUUGCCUUAGAUCUCCUGGCAUCUGGAAUUGAUUGCACUGAUAUGAACAGUGUUGGUACAUUGGCAGACUAUUCAAAACCAUUGACUGACUAUCUGACAAAUCUUCCUGAUGACGAAAAGGUUAUUUUGGUUGGACACAGCAGUAGUGGCGCAUGCAUUUCUUAUGCUUUAGAGCAUUUUCCCCAGAAGAUCUCAAAAGCAGUAUAUUUAUGUGCUACCAUGGUAUCUGAUGGGCAGAAGCCUUUUGAUGUGUUUGCUGAAGAGCUUGGGUGUGCCGAACUUUUUAUGCAAGAAUCCAAGCUUUUGAUCUAUGGGAAUGGUAAAGAUAAGUUUCCUACAGGGUUUAUGUUCGAGAAAGAACAAAUGAAGGUGCUAUAUUUCAACCAAUCUCCUACAAAGGACGUUGCUUUGGCUAUGGUUUCAUGGAGACCAUUUCCUCUUGGUCCUAUCUUGGAGAAGUUGUCAUUGUCCCCUGAAAAUUAUGGGAGUGGCCGGCGGUUCUUCAUUCAGACACUGGACGACCGUGCACUCUCACCAGACGUCCAAGAAAAGCUUGUGAGGGAAAACCCCCCAGAAGGGGUUUUCAAGAUCAAAGGCAGUGACCACUGCCCAUUUUUCUCAAAGCCACAGUCCCUACACAAAAUUCUGCUGGAAAUUGCUCAAAUUGCAUAGCCAAUGUCUCGGAGCUCGCCCAAUUUAAUUUUCAAAGAAGACAGUUAAAUAUUUACAAUUUGGAAGGCAACGUUGUGUGAUCCAAGAGGUGGGCAGUUUUAUGCUGUAUUUGGUUUUUUGUUUUACAUUAUUUAAAUAUGCAUGUAUAGGAAGGAUUAUCUACUGAGUCUUGGAAUGAGGAGUAAGUUCAAGUGAAAUAUGGUUGGUGAAGAGUUGGCAGAUCUAGAGAAGUCGAAUGGUUGGUAGAAGGAUAAGUUCAGUAUCCAUAUUCUUUUGGGGACGGGGUGAAUCAAGUUUGUAUUUGUGUUUUCUCUAUACGCCCCUUGUGCAAUUUGAUUUCGAGCAAAAAUUUGGGCAACUGAAUUUACAUUUGAUUCACAAGAAGUCAGAGGAUAGAGUAUAGAAACUUUAUUGUUUAAUGUUUACAGAAUAAAAGAUAUUUAUGUUCAUAAAAUAAA